AUGCUGACAUUAUUUAGAAUAGCAACAGGGGACAACUGGAACGGUAUACUAGAGGUUAGUAAAUAUAAAAAGAACAUAGAAAUACUGUGGGACAGUCAUCUGGACAAUCUUUUAAACAGUAAUCCUCCCAUAUUUACAAUUGUGUUACGGCUAGUUAACUUGUCAAACGCCUUCAGUUGGUUAGAGCAGAAGGCCCGGGCUUGAUUGCCUGUCGGACGAACACACAGGGUCUUGAAGAAUUAACCAAUAAGGAAUCGUUGCUUUUGCUGUGACAUCUGCCAAUGGUAAUACCUUCACAUCCUGGCCUCUCGAAUAACGUUGAAAAACCCCUCCCAAACCACUUUCUUUGACGUCACAUCUCGUGAAACGAAAAGGAACUGCUAGGGGCAUAACAAUUCCUGGCAUGGUGCACGUGACCAUCUCUUUCAUGGAUUGUGGCAAGGCACAUCGCAGGAGACCUAUGGGUCCUAUUCGUGUUCAUUGCAAUUAAGCUGGUGUGUCCCCAGUAAAGCUUGGGAACAAAUAAUGAAUACAGUAAAGACCUAUGUGUAAGAACCUACAUCGUUUUAAGUGCGGCAAAUAAGGUUCUUAUAUUUUGGGGUAAUUUUUGGCAAUUUAGGCUAAGUAGGUUCUUAAUUAGGUUCUAAUUUCUAUAAAGGAGGUUAAGUUGUAAAAAAUAAAAAAAAAACUUGACUUUGGUCUUUAUAUAUACAGUUUAUUGACAACUGUACCUUGCAAACCACCUUUAUGCAAGGUCCAUGAAGCCAAUUAUAGUACUUUAUGUCAACCUGUUUUUGUUGUUGGAAUUUCAGUAGUACUUUCUUUUGUAAUUAACGUUUGGUAGACUAUUUUCUUGUAAUAUCAAUUUAGAAUCUCAAAGCUAAACUCCUUGGUUAAAAUGUUCAUCAUAAUUCAACUCUAACCCGCAUAUAAAAACCUGUCUGAUUUUGCUUGGCUAAACAGGUUCUUAUAUAUUUUGGGUAUUAAAGUGACAAAUUUCUGCCAACAGGUUCUUAAACCAGUAGGUUCUUACACGGGUUUUUUGCUGCAAUAAUUUUUAAAAUAAAUAAUUGUAAAUAAUACCGGAGUAGCUCAUGUUUAAUAGUAUCAUUCACUUUUCUUCCCAGGACACACUGCGCUCCAAAUGCUCCUCUGAAACUGAAUGUGAUAAAUACUGUUGUAUGAGCAAAUACACAGCACCUCUGUUCUUCGUUACGUUCGUACUGGCGGCUCAGUUUGUGUUAGUUAAUGUUGUCAUUGCUGUACUUAUGAAGCAUUUGAAAGAAUCUAAAGAAAAAAUUGCAGCAAACAUGGCCGCCAAAGACUUGGAGAAGAAACUCAAGUUAUUGACUUUAUCGGCAAAGAAUUUCAUUAAAGGAAAAACAAGGAAAAAUGACUUGCCCUCAAUUUCAAGACGUCGUUCCAUAGUGCAUCUGGGUUUAGGUGGAAUAGAACUUGCUCAGUUGAAAUAUUGUGAGCCGGAAAAUACAAUAGACAAAUCGUUUAUGACAGAAUUUUCUAGAGCUGAUGCAAUUUUCCAAGAAUAUAUGCGUUUAAAUGCUAAUCUUCAAAAGGCUAAGAUGAAGAUCGUCCGUACCUCUUCGCACAAUACUGUNCUCUUUGCGAAAAAGGCGUAA
Messenger RNA from Porites evermanni, 1637 nucleotides. The record is from the annotation of a GenBank genome assembly. NCBI's taxonomy places the organism in Eukaryota, Metazoa, Cnidaria, Anthozoa, Scleractinia, Poritidae.